AUGACUACCUCAUAUGGCUUGCCAUUAGUUGUUGGCUCCAAAAUCCAAGUUGUGGGCUGGACCAGCUACACGGUCCUGAUAUGCAUCCUAAAGAUGGCAUUGCUUGUUUUCUACAUCCGACUUACUGAAGGUCUUGGGAGAACUUAUCGUAUCCGAAUCUAUGCCGGCAUUGCCCUUGUUGCGGCAACAUUCGUCGCUUCUGUCUUGACGAUCUAUACAGCAUGUCGGCCAUUCGAGAGAUAUUGGCAGAUUAAUCCCAACCCCGGUGGCAAGUCUUCCGAUGUUAUCCUCCAAAACCCUACUAACGCAAGUCUUUUUCCAGAUCUCUGCCAGGGAGCAGUGUCGAAGGCGAUCGUCUGGGUCACAUUUGCCUCGAGCGUAGUCACAGAUAUCUACCUCAUCAUGAUUCCCCUUCCAAUGCUGUGGGGAACUAGUCUGAAGCUUGUCAAGAAGAUUGCAUCUACUGUUGUACUGGGUGCCGGUAUCUUUGUGCUUGUCUGCUCCAUGCUCAAGACCAUUUUUGUUUAUAUUGAUCCUGUCAAUGGUGCACAGCUUGCUGGCGAAUGGGGCACCCGUGAGGCCUUCGUCUCCGUGGCCACCACCAAUCUUCCGAUGCUCUUCCCGUUGCUGAGAUCGUGCGAGAGCGAAGAGAGGAUUAUCAACAAUGUUAAGAUGCAAGACUUGAAGGUUUAUGCCGGUUCAGCAACCUCUGCAGACAAGCCGUCCAAUGGGAUCGUGGUGUCGAAUGAGUUCCAGAUCACCGAGGACAGGACGAGUCAAAACGGGGAGCAGAAUGCUCAGCGGGCGCAUGAGCCAUGCAUGAGAUAG
Molecule: messenger RNA, 828 nt
Organism: Phaeoacremonium minimum UCRPA7
Lineage: Eukaryota; Fungi; Ascomycota; Sordariomycetes; Togniniales; Togniniaceae
Exons: 6
Coding region: 1-828 (275 amino acids)
Source: RefSeq, a predicted model, not a curated record